UCCAAUCGUCGUACGCAAUCGAAACAGAAGUCCUCUCUUUUUAUCCUUUUCUUUUCUGCGUGUUUCAGCCUACGUAUUGUCAGUUAUCUUAAUUGUUUCGGAAAUUCGGUGGGAAUUAUUUUUCAGUCCAGUGCUGAAAUGUUCCCAUUUUUUACUCUCCGUUAUCUACUCAGGCAGACAUUGUAAACAACAGACUAAGUUUAUUCGUAUUAAUUCAACGCCAAGCCAUAUAUAUAACAACCAAAAUGUAAAAUUUGCAAAAAUUACAAAUUUUUUAUACGCUUGGCAUAUUUAAUUACAGAUUGCGGUUCGUAUGCCCACUGCGGGCAGUAUGCCCACUCAUUCGCUACCUCUAUUUAAGUAAAGUUUAAUAAAACCUACUGCGAAAGUAACAAAUUCAUCUCAUCGAAAUGAACAUUCGUUUGACCAAUAUCUCCGUUUGUGUCAAAAAUUUUUCCACUUCAGCCGUAUCUACGAAAGGAUUAAUCACGCGUGACCGACAACACGGUGAACAACGUAAGAAUUGGUGGCAAACGUGCGCGUACGGAAAGGUUACGGUCUCGGCGUUCGAUCGAGUCUUGAUCAAGUGAAAGAACCAAGGAAGAAAGAAAAGAGAAAAACAGAAUAUGAUCACUCGCAGCCGGUAUUUGCCCGUGGAGACGAAAUAUGUUGGAAAAAGAAAGGAGAACAGUUGGAGAAGCUGGAAGGGUGAGAGGGGCCGAUAAGAGAAAUCGAGCUGAAUCGUGCUACGUGGAAUCGUGAAAGUGAAGGCGUAUCCCGCCUUUACAUGAGUCGCGAUAGGUUACAGGCCGCGAUCAAAUACCUGUUGCUCGACUUCUUUCUUCUUCUUCGCUUCCAUCUGUUUGCUUAAGCUCGUUGUUCUUGCAGUGUACAACCGGCUGUCAAGACGAAACAGUGACAUUUCUGUAAACAUGGAAUCUGUCAGGAGGAAGCUGAUUGAAUACAAUCAGGAACAUCUGUUGAAAUUCUGGGAUCAACUGUCAGACAGAGAAAGAGAGGAUCUUUGUCAAGAUAUAUCUGAGUUAGAUCUGACAGAUGUGACUUUAUGCUUCGACAAAGCGGUAUAUGCAUUAACCAAGAUGCAGAGUAUGUUGGAUGACAAGUUGACACCUAUCCCCAAGGAAAGUAUCGCAUCGGUCAGAACUACUGAUAAAGAACAGUUGAGAGUGUACGAAAAGCUGGGAUUGCAAGAAAUAGCAGAUGGAAAAGUAGCUGUACUGUUAAUGGCUGGUGGCCAGGGUACUAGACUAGGAGUAUCUUAUCCAAAGGGUAUGUACAAUGUUGGUCUACCUUCUGGAAAAACACUUUUCCAACUACAGGCAGAAAGGAUACUUCGCUUGCAAAGCAUGGCAAGGAAGAAAUGUGGAAAAGAUGGGGAAAUUACAUGGUACAUAUUAACCAGUGAAGCUACCCACGAUACAACUGUAUCUUUCCUACAAAAGCAUAAUUAUUUUGAUCUAAAAGAAAAGAACGUUCAAGCCUUUAAACAAGGUAUGCUACCAUGUUUUACACUGGAUGGAAAAAUCAUUUUGGAUAAAAAAUAUAAAAUUUCAAAGGCGCCUGAUGGAAACGGAGGGUUAUAUCGAGCUCUAAAGACGCAGGGAAUAUUGGACGAUAUGGUACAGCGUGGCAUUCGUAGUGUCCACGUUCAUUCAGUUGAUAAUAUCUUGAUAAAAGUGGCAGAUCCUAUUUUUAUAGGAUACUGCUUAUCUUUAUGCACUGAUUGUGGAGUUAAAGUGAUAGAAAAGUCUUCUCCGAACGAACCAGUAGGAGUUGUGUGUAAAGUCGAUGAUAUCUACAAAGUUGUAGAGUACAGUGAGAUUUCACAAGAGACUGCCAAAUUGCGUUCUAACGAUGGACAAUUAAUGUACAACGCAGCGAACAUAUGUAAUCACUAUUUCACCGUAGACUUUCUCCACGACAUUGUAACGAAUCACGAAAAUGAAAUGGAACUGCACGCUGCCAAAAAGAAAAUCCCUUACGUUGACGAAGAAGGAAAUCGAAAUGAACCGAAAUCACCGAAUGGAAUUAAAAUCGAAAAAUUCGUGUUUGAUGUAUUUAAAUUCGCGAAACAAUUAACAGUUUGGGAGGGAGUUCGCGAGGAAGAUUUCAGUCCCUUGAAAAAUGCAGAUUCGGUUGGCCAAGAUUGUCCAAGCACUGCGCGAAACGAUGUACUUAAACUCCAUAAGAAAUGGCUGUUGAACGCUGGAGCUACGUUUGUGGCAGAUGAUGUAGAAGUAUCUCCUUUAUUAUCUUACGCUGGGGAAAAUUUAGAUCACGUACAAGGACUGUCAUUGGAAGGACCGUGUGUAUUGAUAUAAAAUAAUCAGAAAACCAAUAUUAUUUUCGCAACUUUUUAAGGACAGUACUGUUCUUGUUAAAGAUCUUUAAACUAUGACAAAAAUGUAUUUUUUAACCUUCUGUGAUUUAAUAGUAAAACUUAGCUAUUAGAAAUUGUCGACAUUCUUGCAUAAAUUUUAUAACAAUAAAAUACAAAAGUAUUUUGUACGCAUCAAUGAGUCUUUAUAAUAAAAGAAGGAAAAGACAAGUUGUGGGCAAAAUGUUCACACAAUAUGUUGCAUAUUUUAAAAAUAUACAGACUUUAAUUGUUAUCUAAAUUUAGCUGUAAAAUUAUGUAAAUUAUAAACUUAGAGAUAUAUUAUUAUAAAUGAAGAUUAAUAUCCAGAUGAAAGUGUAACGAAAUCCAUGUAUUUUAACAUUACACAUUUGCAUUAAUUUUAUACGAAAUGGAGAUGCAAUAAAAGAAACGAUAAGAGAAUAUGAUAAUGUGACGUUUUACGUAUAUUUACACGUUAUUUAUAAAUAAAAUUUAUAUACAUUCUAUGAA
Messenger RNA from Frieseomelitta varia, 2869 nucleotides. It is a transcript of the gene mmy, whose product is annotated as UDP-N-acetylhexosamine pyrophosphorylase. NCBI's taxonomy places the organism in Eukaryota, Metazoa, Arthropoda, Insecta, Hymenoptera, Apidae. The record is from RefSeq and is a predicted model, not a curated record. Gene Ontology annotation, biological process: UDP-N-acetylglucosamine biosynthetic process. The transcript has 4 exons. The coding region runs from base 933 to 2342 and encodes 469 amino acids. Gene Ontology annotation, molecular function: UDP-N-acetylglucosamine diphosphorylase activity.